This is a messenger RNA of Jaculus jaculus (lesser Egyptian jerboa), 1834 nucleotides long. RefSeq names its product probable ATP-dependent RNA helicase DDX10. The transcript is spliced from 10 exons. Lineage: Eukaryota; Metazoa; Chordata; Mammalia; Rodentia; Dipodidae. The record is from RefSeq and is a predicted model, not a curated record. Bases 1016 to 1819 code for a protein of 267 amino acids.
GUGCAUCGCUCAGGCCACGCCGUGUCUCUGGCGUCGGGAGCGGCUUGGGCUGUUGUGCGCUGCCAGCAUGGGCCGAAGUGCCCACUCUCUCGGUCACGGAGCCCGAGCUGACCCAGUGCGGAGCUUCAAUCGCUGGAAGAAGAAGCACAGCCACCGGCAGAGCCAGAAGAAGGAGUUAAGGAGGCAGCGGAAGAAGCCGGAGUGGCAGGUCGAGCGCGAGGUGAUCGGCCGGCUCACGCAGAGCUACGAGACGAAGCUGCUCUUGGUUGGGUGAUUUCUACCAGCAAUGUGAACUGGACUGCAACAUCUUGAUUCCACAAUCACCCCUGCUACUUUGGAGCAGAACUAUAUCGUUUGUGAGCUACAGCAGAAAAUAAUUGUGUUGUAUUCCUUCUUGAGAAGCCACUUGAAGAACAAGAGUAUUGUCUUUUUCUCCAGCUGCAAACAGAAUUGGUGAAUCUUGGGUCUUCCCAGUAAUUUCUGCCAUCUGUACAAUAAGACGGAUUCUCCAAGUAAGGGUACAAAGAGGAUGGAGAAGCGUUGUUAAUUUUGCUCCCCUCUGAAGAACAAGGGAUGGUGCAGCAGCUUCCCCAGAAGAAGGUACCUGUGAAGGAAAUCAAUUAAAAGAAUCAAUCCAGAAAAACUAAGAUGUGCAGAAGAAAUUGGAAUCCUUUUUAGGCCAAGAUCAAGAUUUAAAAGAAAGAGCUCAAAGGUCAGUGUCAUCUUCAUAUCAACAAAUAAGAGUUCCUGUUAUGAAGCUCUGCCUUUUCUGCUGCUGUAUAGUGUUCUUCCAUGAUCUUUGCUUCUCUCUAAUCAUAUCAACAAUGAGCUAGAUAGUAAGAAUUCAUCAAGUAGAGGAGUUGGGAAGAAGAAGGAAUGAGGAGAUGUGGAAUGAUGUGGAUGGAGUAGCCCAGGUGGAGAAACAUUGAAUUGUGUUUUGUCUCCUAUAUACGUUUAGUAUAUCUUAUGAAGCACAAAGAAGUAUUUGAUGUGAGCAAGUUACCUAUUCCCGAAUAUGCACUUGCUCUGUAUCUAUACCAUAUUAUCUCUCUUGAAGAAAAGGUUUCUUGGUCUUGCUGUUCCACCAAGAGUACAAUUUCUUCAGAAAAAGGAGAAACAGCCCACUAAAAUAUUGAGCAGGAGUCCAAAAACUGAAGAAACUCAGCCUUGGGCUCCCACCCUCACCAAUGACUGUGUGGAAAAUUUUAGAGCCUAUUUGAGUGAGAAAAUGUCCAUUCUUCAGAAAAGUGGGAAAGUUCUAGAAAGGACAGAAUACAGACUGGCUAAUGGUAGUAGGGAUGGAGAACAGGAAGAAGAGGAGGAGGAGGAAGAUGAAGUAAUGGAAGAGAAACUGAGCAAAGCAACAGGGCUCCAGACUGAAUGUGUUCCCAAAGUUAAUGAGACACAGAAGGUGAAGGAAGUUCCUGUGCGGUUCUUGGACAGAAAUGAUGAGGAGGAAGAUGAGCCUGAUGCUGAUUUCGUGAUGGUGAAGCAGUGUGACAUGUUUGGUUUGUAUCUUAAAGAGAAUAAAGCAUUACAUGUAAGUUUGUUCCCAAUGAUGAGACUUGUGUUGUCCUUUCUUCAUAGUGCUUGUCUUUGGGGAACUCAAAAAAAACAGAAACAAAAACAAGUGGACCUGGAGAGAUGGCUGAGUGGAAAUAACCAUACAUACCAAGAAGACGGGCAGAAGAAGCAGUCAAGCUCAUGUGUCAUCUCGGCCCUUUCUGCAGGCCACUAUCUGCUCCUGUGGCUGAUGAAGGGAGCCAGGAGCAGCGAAGCAGAACAGUCCCAGGGAGACUGCCACGCAGAUGUGACAUGACAGUGGGAGCCAGGG